This is a messenger RNA of Salarias fasciatus (jewelled blenny), 2666 nucleotides long. Its product is annotated as WD repeat and SOCS box-containing protein 2-like. The record is from RefSeq and is a predicted model, not a curated record. Lineage: Eukaryota; Metazoa; Chordata; Actinopteri; Blenniiformes; Blenniidae. Gene Ontology annotation, biological process: protein polyubiquitination; intracellular signal transduction. The coding region runs from base 322 to 1599 and encodes 425 amino acids. The transcript has 9 exons. Gene Ontology annotation, molecular function: protein binding.
CAACGCCGCGUUCGACGGUCCAAAGUGAGUCAGAGGACGGGAAGCCAGCGGAACAUUCCGUGUCUGUCAAGCGGGGAGGAGCAGUCCUGUCUGGGCGUGAGACCAGCGGGACAUUCAGUAUCUGUCAGGCGGAGAGGAGCAGCCCUCCGCGGAACACUCGGUAUCCGAGCGACGUCCUGUCAACCGGAAACCGGAGCGGGGCAGCAGCCCUCCGCGGACACUCGGCGCCCCAUCCCGGCUCUACAUGGACCAGCGCCGCCGAGCAGCGAGCAGCAGCCCACCGAAGCGGUCCUAGAGCGGAGCAUGUGAAGAGGGGAAACUAUGUGCUCCACGGAAAACAACGCGGAGCUCCAGUCCAAGUCGUCCGACCCGGCUCUCCUGUUGGAGCUGAAGACCAGGCGCCCCCCGUCCCUGGUGGACCGGGCGGGAUGUGAGACCUGGAGCGUGGACUUCUCCCCGGACGGAGCGUGGUUCGCCUGGUCGAUGGGACACGGGAUCGUGUGGGUGGUCGCCUGGCCGCUUGACUCCGAAGACAAUCAGAACGGAGAGAUUGACCGAGGGGACAAGAGCUUCAGUUGUGGUCACCCGGUGUGGGGGCUCGCCUUCGGACCCAGACCUCCAAAAUCUGCUGCGGUGGCGAAGGCGGCUGCACCACGUCCAGCUAAAGCGUCAUCCAGAGGGCGCAACAUCCUGCUUCUGGCCACCGGCUUGGAGAACGGGGUGAUCAAAGUGUGGAACGUGUUGACAGGUGAUGCUAUUUUGGAUCUGCACGGCCAUGAAGGCGUGGUGAGAGACCUUGUGUUCCCCCAGAACGGGACGCUCACGCUCAUAUCAUCCUCUCGUGAUAAGACUCUGAGGAUUUGGGAUCUUGCUCAUAAAGGGAAGAAGGUGCAGGUGCUCACUGGUCAUAAAGACUGGAUCAGCUCCUGCAGCGUGUCGUCUGACUGCAGCAUGAUCGCGUCCGUGGGCAGAUUCGACAGAAUGGUGUGUCUAUGGAGCCUGCGGUCGUACACCUUCAUCAGGAACCUGACAGGAGGCACCCAUAAGACCCUGUACCUCCUCUCCUCCUGCGAUUUCUCCCCCGACGGGGCCGUGCUCGCCACGGCCGCCUUCAGCGGAUCCAGCUGGUGGAUCGACCUGUGGGACCCGUACACGGCGGAGAAGCUGGCCACCCUGGCUGACUACUUUGAAGACUACGGCCAGAACCAAAUAUCAGCAAUACAGUUCUCUCCCAACGGUUUGAACCUGACCAUCGUUACUGAUGACAGAGCUCUGAGAAUCUGGGAGCCAGGAAAGCGAGGCAUGGUGAUGCAGACCAGGAGGGACCGAGACUCCAAUGGACUGUGCUGCAACUACCAUCCACAAGGGGGCGUUGUUGCUACAGGCACACGAGACGGCCACGUGCGGUUCUGGAAGGCCCCCCGGAUGGUGCCCAGCCUGUGCCACCUGUGCCGCUCCGUCCUGCGCCACUCGGUCUCCACCCACCAGAUCGAGGCUCUGCCCCUCCCCAAGAGGAUCCUGGAGUACCUCACCUACAGAAACAUCCCCGAACGCCUGAAGACCUGCUGCUCCUCCGACGACGAGGACUGGGAAGGUUAAACCGGAAUGUACAACAACAACAACAACAAAAAUCUAACUACUGACGUCUGCUGAGUGAUUGUUAUGACCGAUCAACCCCGAACUUCAAACCUCUGAGUGGUGAAAUUAGUAAUCCUGGGAAACCGAGGGCCCUGGCAAUCACUGCAACACACACCACCUUUGUAAACCUCUUCAUGGGAACAAUCCGAGUCCCAGAUCUCAGUCCGAACAAUCCGAUCCAUAGAGGAUAUAGCAAGAGCUGCUCAAGGACUAAAAGGAAACUAAAGCAAACCCUACAUACUUUUUAAUAUUUGGGGGGCUUGUUUACAUCUGCACCACUAGGGGGAAUGGUUGAAAGUAGUUUAUGGGCAAUUUAAACCACUGUGGCGUCCCUUUCGCUCACAACCAGAACAACAGGGAGUCAGAAGUGAAUCGGUUUUGUUGCUGCUCGCAGAUUUAGAAGCUAAAGCUCACUGCUUCCGUUCGCCGGCUCGCCGUCAACACGAGAUUUCGUGCGUGGACGUCGGCCAUGCUUGGUUCAUGUGUUCGACCAAUCACUGUGUCCUAUGUCUGUUCUUGUGGAGAAAAGGGAAAGAGCCAAGCAGGAGAGGCAAUAUUAUCGGAGGAAUAAGAUGUGAAAGCUACAAUUCCAUUGCUAAUUAUGGCGCAUAAGAAGCUUCAACAAUCCCUCCUGAUGGACAUUUUUUUCAGCUACAAAACGGGCCUGCAGUUCAGAUGGUUUUAAUGUUGUGGCUGAUCUGAAUACUCUCAUAUCAAUGCCUUUACUGCUUUCUUACAGAGGUGCAUAUCUUGAUGUAAUCUACCUUAGAUGCAACAUUCCUUCACCGAGGGUUUCAUUUAUUGCACUAUUGCUGUAAUACGAUGCAUUAACUCAAUGUUAACACGACUAUCUGACUUGAAUAUCACAGUUUUAUAUUAAUUUAUUAUGUAAAUAUCAGACACGUAUGUAUUUUUAAUUGCUGUGUUUAUCAUCCUGAAACUGCACAUGCACUACCUACUGUACCUGUAACAGAAGAUAACGGAGACUCAACUUGUAGAGAAAGUUUUAUUAAACAGAUUUAAAGACA